Messenger RNA from Toxotes jaculatrix (banded archerfish), 2206 nucleotides. RefSeq names its product exoribonuclease 1 (gene eri1). Gene Ontology annotation, cellular component: nucleolus; cytoplasm. The transcript is spliced from 7 exons. Gene Ontology annotation, biological process: exonucleolytic trimming to generate mature 3'-end of 5.8S rRNA from tricistronic rRNA transcript (SSU-rRNA, 5.8S rRNA, LSU-rRNA). Bases 301 to 1326 code for a protein of 341 amino acids. Gene Ontology annotation, molecular function: 3'-5'-RNA exonuclease activity; nucleic acid binding. The record is from RefSeq and is a predicted model, not a curated record. NCBI's taxonomy places the organism in Eukaryota, Metazoa, Chordata, Actinopteri, Toxotidae.
UUGGACUAACUCUCUAGCCAAAAAAGGAAGAAGAAGUGUUUAAGGUUGCCGCGACUUGCUCUGAACACAGAGAUACAGGAUAAAAUCUGUUAUUUGUGAUUUAUUUUACAUAUUUAAUAUCAUCCGUGUGAAUCAGGAUUGUUCUUUGUGGCUGAAAAGCAGACCAACGUUCAGAAGUCGCACGGGAAUGUUGGCUUUCCUGCGGCUAGCCGCUGUUAGCAUAGGAAGGAGCCGUAUUUUCAGUGUAAAUAAAUAGCCGUGUAGUUUUGUUCUUAAAUUCUGGUUUAGCUUCUGCAUUAAAUGGACGAGCACAAGGAGAAUAUUCAUGCCAAGGACGUGAAUGCGAAGAUGUCUGCUACGAGAGAAGAUGAAAAGGCAAAGUCUUGCAGCAGGAUAUGCUCUGCAGCAGAACCCGAUCCUCAGGUGUCCCCGUCCCAGUCGAACAGUGACUUCAGUCAUCCGGUUUACAAAGAGAUUGCUUUGGCCAAUGGACACAUCAACCGCAUGUCCAAGGACGAGCUCCGACUCAAGUUAGCAGAGCUGAAGCUUGACACAAGAGGAGUGAAGGACGUGAUGAAGAAGAGGUUGAAGAGCCACUAUAAGAAACAGAAGCUGAUGCAGUCUGCAGCAGAGGGAGGACCCACUGACACCUACUACGACUACAUCUGUGUGGUGGACUUUGAAGCGACGUGUGAAGAGGAUAAUCCAUCAGACUUCCUUCACGAAAUCAUAGAGUUCCCAAUGGUUCUCGUCAACACGCACACAUUAGAAAUUGUGGACACCUUUCAGGAAUAUGUAAAACCGGAGUUGAACCCUCAGCUUUCAGACUUCUGUGUGAAGUUGACAGGAAUAACACAGAAAAUGGUUGAAGAAGCAGACCCUUUCCCAGCCGUCCUCCAGAGAGCUGUAGCUUGGCUUCAGGAGAGAGAGCUCGGAACAAAAUACAAAUAUGCCAUCCUGACUGAUGGGGCCUGGGAUAUGAGCAAGUUCCUCAACAUCCAGUGUCGUAUCAGUCGCAUCAGAUAUCCUCAGUUUGCAAAGAAGUGGAUAAACAUAAGGAAAUCGUACGGAAACUUCUACAAGGUCCCUCGCACACAGACGAAGCUGAGCGUGAUGCUAGAGAAGCUGGGUUUGAAGUACGAAGGUCGUCCUCACUCUGGGCUGGACGACUCGCGCAACAUUGCCCGGAUAGCUCUUCGCAUGCUGCAGGAUGGGUGCCAGCUGCGCGUCAAUGAACGCAUGCAUGCUGGCCAGCUGCUCUCAGUUCCCAGCUCAGCUCCUGUGGAAGGGGCUCCACCACCACAUAACCCCCGCAGCAGAGACUAGACCCAGAAACUGAGGAUUGUCUUAACCCUGUGCCCUCAUGAGUUAUAGAAGAUAAGUCCAAAGCACUUGAUGUAAAGUUGUACAUUUUUAUUUUGGAGCUUGGUGAAGGGUAUUUGAGUUUUACCAGUAAAAGGAGAUCAUAUUUUGAUUUAAGAUUCAGAUUAAGAUUAAGAAAGCAAAGAUCAUUCCAGUGUGUUGUGGGAGGAUUUUCCUCAACAGCUUCAGUCUUGUCAGUCUGUUAAACCUGCCUCACCAAGCCAUUAAAAUGUCCUUCACUUCUCCCACGUUAGUGUGGAGUCAGUUUUUAUUACAGCGUUUGUUCCCGGGAAUGCAACUUUGAAGAAAACACUGAAUAAUUGUUAUUUUUGAGCUAUUAAAAUAAUCCAAUAUGUCAUCUGCAGCUUAACAUCAACAGUAUCAUUGUUGUUGUUGUUGGUCUUUAAAGCCUCCGUAUCUGUCUGGCCUCUUGUGCUUCUGUUGUAAACCCAUGAAAUCUACACAAAUGCUGCUACCGCUGUGCUGUUGGAAGUGCUAUGUAAUAACAGAGCCAUAACAUCACACACUGCCACUUUUCCAGAGAGAGCUGAAGGUUUGAAAACAGUCCUGUGGACUUUCAUUGUCUGUACUGUCUCAGAUUCUGAGAUCCUGAGAAGUAUAGUCAUUAUACAAAUACAGUGCAGGUGUUUAUUUGACUCAAUGAUGAACAGCUGGAGACAUUUAAGUCUAUCUGUUGUAAGUACUGUGUGAGUUAAGCCUGUGUUGUAGGAUUGUGUCACACUUUUCUAUGGAAUUCAUUUUUAUUUCAUGGAAUUUGAUCUAUUUUAACAGGAAUAAAUAUUCUUCUGAAUGCUAAAUAACAAAUAAAAUAUGUUUUCUCUUA